Lactuca virosa is the source of this 213-nucleotide messenger RNA. NCBI's taxonomy places the organism in Eukaryota, Viridiplantae, Streptophyta, Magnoliopsida, Asterales, Asteraceae. The record is from the annotation of a GenBank genome assembly.
AUGGUUAUCCCCACCAAGUACCAUCACAUCCCUGUGGAGAACCUUAACCAAAGAUCGAACCAAAACCCUCAUCAAGAUGGAAGGGCGGCGACACUAGGGUUUCAAAAAAAUAAGAAUGUUGGCGACGCUAGGAGAUCUAAAAACUCUUAUGAAGAUGAGACUGACCUUCUCUACUUUGCUUGGCUAACCCAAAAUAUGUAUCUUAAGAGAUGA